This is a messenger RNA of Coregonus clupeaformis (lake whitefish), 1565 nucleotides long. RefSeq names its product tumor necrosis factor receptor superfamily member 6B-like. The record is from RefSeq and is a predicted model, not a curated record. The transcript is spliced from 4 exons. Gene Ontology annotation, molecular function: protein binding. Lineage: Eukaryota; Metazoa; Chordata; Actinopteri; Salmoniformes; Salmonidae. The coding region runs from base 1 to 867 and encodes 288 amino acids.
AUGCAUCCGCUGACAAAUUGUUUUCUGCCUCUCGUGGUAUUUGCGCUCUGUGGCGGCAGCGUGACAGAGCCAGGUCCACACACACCGACAUACAUCUGGAGAGAUGACGCGACAGGGGAUUCCCUUACAUGCGACAAAUGCGCUCCUGGAACAUACUUACUGAAGCAUUGCACAAAGGACCGCAAGAGCGACUGCGGACCGUGUCCAAAGUCCCACUACACAGAGAUCUGGAACUACAUCGAACGGUGUCAAUACUGCAAUCGUUUUUGCACGGCUAAUGAGAUUGAAAGCGUACCGUGCACCCAACUGCACAACCGACAGUGCGAGUGCAAGGACGGGUUUUACAUGAGACAUGGGUCAUGUUCAAGGCACAGAAGGUGUCCGCCCGGUGAAGGGGUCAUCUCCAGUGGAACAGCACACACUGAUGUGAAGUGUGAACCUUGCCCAGGGGGCUUCUUCUCUGCAGAGUCCUCCAGUAGGAAAACCUGUCAGAAAUUUUCUGUGUGUGCCCCAGGUUAUACCACUAUACCCGGCAAUGACAUGAAUGAUGUUUACUGCGCAGAAUGUACGAAUGGUUCAAGAACACAUGAAGAUGAAGCUAUCUGUGAUGGGGAGUUGAUGGAAUUCCUGGCACUGCAGAUCCUCUCACCAAGAAAGGAAAAAAGACUGGUGGCUGUGCUCAGGAGGAGUGCGGGGAAAACCACAACCAAAGAUGCAACUGUCCUAGACCUCCUCAAAUCUAUUAAGAGCAAACCUAGCAAACCUAGCAAACCUUUUGCUAUUCAAAUGCUUGCUAUCCUGAACACAGACAGGUUGCUCCAUUUAAGAACUAAAGUCAACAAAUGGUUUCCUCAUAUGACUUUAUAGGACUAAUAUAUCAUCACAUAUUGUAAACGUGUAAAAAUAGAUUUAAUUUCUUACUGGUAAGGGACACCCAAGUGUGCGCACCCAUUUCUUUUAAAAUACUAAAAUAAUUACAGGGUAGCCUACUCUACUGACAAACGGAUCAAUAAAAACAAUGUUGCCUGAUCUAUAUAAUCGGCCUACGAAAAGGGGAGACACAAAUACAAUAUGACGUCCAUCUAACCUGGAGGAUGAAAUUACAAUGCGAUUUGGAGCGUAUACCACCCGGUUUCCAGUCAAUUCGCAAAUUUGUCAUGCGGCUGACACGCAGAAAUGUUAAGUAGGGGUGUAAUAGCCUAUUGUGAUAGGCUCGCGUUUUACCGGUACGGUGUACCACCACUAUUUAUUUUGCCUGGACCCCGUACUGGACCGUACUGCCUUAGUUUCAAGUUUCUAGUUUUUAAUGUCACAUCCACAAUACAGUGAAAUGCCUUUCUUGCAAACUCAAAACCCAACAAUGCAAUAAUCAAUAACAAUGUAUUACUAGACAAAAGCACACGAGAAAUAAUAAUAAGAAAUACACAAUCAAGUAAGUAAGUAAGUAAGCAUACUAUAUACAGGAAAUAUUUAAAAAGUCAGUUCCAAUACCAUAUUAACAUGCAGGGAUAGUGGAGUGAUGAAGGUAGAUAUGUAUAGGUGUAAGGUGAUUAGACAACAGGAUA